AUGACCAAGCUGUGUGAGGGAAGGGUGUGCGCCGCGUAUGUCUGUGGUGAACCGCACUUAUACCAUGUUACUCUGAAAUUACAAAGUGACGAGGAUCUGUUAACCCUCAGCCAUGGAGCGCAUCUUCGGGGCCAAUGGGAGCCGCGCGGAGGAUGGCGUGCCGGACAUGACUGUAUUGUCGGACAUCGAUGAGACGGCCAUCAACCACAACCUCCGUGUCCGAUACCUCCACGACCGCAUCUAUACCUACACGGGCAGCAUCCUCAUAGCAGUCAACCCAUACAAGGAGCUCGAGAUGUAUGGUCCUGAGGCCAUUAUGAGGUACCAGGGCAAGAAGCUGCUGGAGGAGGAGCCGCACGUUUUCGCCAUCUCCGAGUCGUCCUUCGUGGCGCUACAACGCUUGGACAAGAAUCAGUCGUGCGUCAUCUCGGGGGAGUCUGGCGCUGGGAAGACCGAGACCACGAAGUUUAUCCUGCAGUACCUGUGUUCGGUGACGACUGGCGUGUCCACCUGGGUCGAGCAGCAGAUUAUUGAAGCCAACACCAUCCUUGAGGCCUUCGGUAACGCCAAGACAGUCCGCAAUGACAACUCAAGUCGGUUUGGGAAGUUCAUGCAGGUUUGCUUUGACCCGUCGUGGCACAUCAAGGGGUGUGUGAUGCAAGACUACCUCCUGGAGCAGUCCCGCAUCACCUUCCAGGGCCCAGAGGAGAGGAACUACCAUGUCUUCUACCAACUGGUGGCUGCAGCUCAGAACAAUAAGGAGUUGGCAGAGCAAUUCCACCUCAAGCCUGCCAACACCUACACUUACCUGAACCAGUCCGGCUGCAUUGUUAUUGACGGCAUAGAUGACGCCCGCCGGUUUGACAGCCUGCGCCUCGCCUUCAAUGUCCUCCAUGUGCCGCAGGAAAUAUGUGAUGGGAUCUAUGGUACCCUGGCUGCCAUCCUUUGGCUUGGAAACCUUGAGUUUGCAGACAUUGAUGGGGAGAACUGUGAAUUGACGGAGAAGGACAAGGAGGUGUUGAAGACUCUGUCCACACUGCUGGGCCUCUCUGACGAACAGUUGCUUGGUUGUCUGCUCCAGCGGCAAAUCAACAUUCGGGGAAACAUCACUCACAUUCCCCUCAAACAUGCCGAGGCCAAGGAGAACAGACACGCCAUGGCCAAGACGCUCUACUCCCGCACCUUUGCUUGGCUGGUGGACCACAUCAACAAGUGCACCAACCCAGGCCAGGAUCAAACCAGAUUCCUUGGUGUUCUGGACAUCUUUGGCUUUGAGAACUUUGCUGUCAAUUCUUUUGAGCAACUCUGCAUCAAUUACACCAAUGAAAAGUUACACAAGUUCUUCAACCACUACGUGUUUGCUUUGGAACAGGAAAUUUAUCGCCAAGAGGAGAUCAAGUUUUCCCACAUCACCUUCACGGAUAACACUGAGUGCCUUGAAUUGUUGGAGAAGCCCCCGAGGUGUCUGCUGAAGCUGCUGUCAGAGGAGUGCCGCAUGCCCAAGGGUGCAGACAAGACUUAUUUGACCAAGCUGCACCAGGAGUUUGAAAGUCACCCUAACUAUAUCAAAGGUGAUGACAGAAGACGAUGGGAGGUGGAGUUUGGUGUCAACCACUAUGCAGGUAAGGUGAUCUACACUGUGCAGGGCUUUGUGGACAAGAACAGAGACGCUCAGCAGGACGUCUUCUUUGACCUCAUGAGCAAGUCAGAGAACAAAUUUAUUGCUGACCUAACAAGAUUCCAGGACUUGCUGGGCUGCACCAUAGCAAGGAUGGGCACCAUUCAGAGCACCAUCUCUCGGGGAACCUCCAAAGGCAAGCCCACAGUGUCUGAUGCCUUCCGCAAUCAACUGCAGGCACUUGUGGAUGUUCUUCAAGCAACUAAUCCUUGGUAUGUGCGGUGCAUCAAGCCAAACAAAAACAAGGCAGCAAACUCAUAUGAUGAGUCAAUGGUGCUGGACCAGCUGCGCUACCUGGGUAUGAAUGACAUCAUCAGGAUCCGUAAGGAGGGAUUCCCCAUUCACAUGACUUUUGAUGACUUUAUUGCCAGGUAUUUCUGCCUGAACAGGAGGAAGAGAUACCCUGACCCAAAGCAACAUGUGUGUGACAUCAUGAAGUCUCUCUCGCUGCCGCCGAAGGAGUGGCAAGUUGGCAAGAGUAAAGUUUUCAUUCGACAGAAGGUUUAUGAGCCGCUGGAGGACCGUCGGCAGACCACCAUUGUUGCUGCAGCAAUAAAGAUCCAGGCACUGUACCGUAUGCACAGACACAGGAAAGAGUACCAGAGGAUACAUGCAGCAUGCCUGAUGGUGCAGAACUACUACCGUGGCUGGAAACUCCGCCUACAGUUUAUCAGAAAGAGGAGAGCCAUCAUCAUCAUCCAGUCCAAUGUGCGAGGAAUGUUUGCUAGAGAGGUUGCCAAUGCACUGCGAGAGAUGAAGCGCAUUGAGGAAGAGCAGAGAAGGCGGGAACGUUUGGAGGAGGAGAGGAGACAGAGGGAAGAGGAGGCACAGAAGAUGGCAGCAGAGGAUGAAGCUAAGAAGCAGGAGCUGGAGGAAGCACAGAGCCAACAGUAUGAUGGUCUGGCAGCAGUUGGUGAAGGAAAAGUGGAAGAGGAAUUGGCAACCUUGUCCAACAUCGCAGACACAGUCAACCCUCACCUGGCGGCCUCCAUGACCACUAACCCAGAUGAUGCCUCGCAGGGCUCAGGGGAAGGUGUGGACCUGGACAACCUUUUCUCCUUCCUCUCCAACAUGGAAUCAGAAAGACAUGUGCUGGAUGAGAUCCAUCGUCAAAUGGACGACUUGACAGACACUUUUGAUGUGGAGAUUAAAGCACUGAACCAACGUGAUGAGGAUGAAAAGAGGGAAGGCAGCCUGCCUCCCCCACCAGGCUCAGAUAUUUUAGACCUUUCCCAGUUGCCACCACCUCCAGGAGAACAGCCACUCCCUCCACCACCUGCUGUUGUCUUACAUCCUCCUGCCCUGCCUGGUGGAGAAAGUGCACCUACUCAACCACCUCAGGAGAAUGGAGAGACCCUUCCUCCUCCUCCACCUCAGGUCAAUGGAUUCCAUGAAGAGGAGAAACCAAAAGAGCCCAUCUACGAGACCAUCCCUGUGGGCUUGUCAGGGGCACAGACUCGACGGGAACCCAACUAUGUGUCUGGUCCACCCCCUGCUGGUCCUCCUCCAGCACCGCCAGAAGAGGCUGUUGAACUUCGCCGGCCUCGAGAGGCUGCUCCACCUCCUCACUGGGAUGCCUCAGGAGAGCAGCGGCGGCGCAAACCAUCGGGACAACGCCGCACCUCACGCUCACCCUCAGCACACAGUCCAUGUCCCACACGACCCAGCACCAGGAGUCCUGCGCCUCGAGCAAACAGUCGCAACAACGGUGUGGUGGAAGAUCCGGAGCGGGUGGAGCGCAGGAAGCAGCGAGUGGAGCGGAAGCUGCAUGAACUGGAGGAGCUUGGAGAGAAUAAGGAAAAUGAAAAUCAAAACCACUUUGAUAUGAUUGAGUUUGCUGAGAAAUUCUUCAACAAUCAUGAAAGAUCUCCUGAAGGAACCUUGAUGUCAACUCUCACCCGCAAGCGAUCCACUGCUGAAUAUUUACCUAAGUAUGAGUUAAUCACAUACUCCCGUGCCUCCAUCAUCCCCACCUCCCAUGUCCACCUGUAUGACCCUGAAAACAUCACCCUUGCCUGCACCAUCUUCAGGGAUUUGUGCAAGUAUUGCCGAGGGGAGUUGAAGCCAGAUCAGGAAAUCGUCACCAUCCAGACCAUCAUCGGUCAUGGGCUGGAGCGAGAGGAGCUGAGGAAUGAAAUCUUUGUGCAGUGCAUGAGACAAGUGACCAACAACCCUAGCACUGAGUCUCUGGAGCGACUGUGGCUCAUGCUGUGCCUCUGUGUGGUGGCCUUCCAGCCCAGCAAACUCCUGCACAAAUACUUUGUUAGUUUCCUGCAAAAGAACCUAAGUCUAGAGGGGAAGCUGAAGCAAUAUGUUCAGUGGUGUCUAGAGAACUGUAAAAACACCAAGGUAUCCAGCAGACAGCUUCCUCCCUCCUCUGUGGAAAUUGCUGCCAUGAAGAAGCUGGGGACUAUUGUGUGUAGGUUCUUCUUCUUGGAUGGUCGGACAAAAGCUAUUGAUGUUCAUCCCCGAGACACAGCAGGGGAUGCCAUGCAGAAGCUGGCUGACCGCCUUGGCCUGUCUGGGUUAGAAGGCUGGGCCAUAUAUGAGUCUGGAUCUGAAGGAGACAAGCAUGUCAAGAGUCAUGAAUAUCUCUAUGAUGUCAUAUCCUCCUGGGAGAUAAAGCAGCAGAAGGCAACGGGUUCAGGGACACACAGCUCCAGCACCAAGCGCACAUCACAGACUGUCAGUGCUGGUGAGAACAGAUUUGUGUUCCGCAAACGUUUGUUCCGCAACCCUCGUGAAAUCCCAAGUGAUCCAGUUCAAGUCAACCUUCUCUAUGCCCAAGCAGUUUACUCUGUUGUGCGGGCGGAUGAUUUCCCUAUCAACGAGAAGGUGGCGCUGCAGCUGGCAGGUUUGCAGGCACAGGUGGCUCUGGGUGAUCCACAAGAUGGCAAGACAGAGUUCUAUGCUGACGUGCAACUCUACCUCCCUAAUCGCAUUGCCCAAACCAAAAAACAAGCUGAGUGGGUGCCAAUCCUUGCUCAAGCCCACAAGCAGUAUGGGACAGGGAAAACAGAUAUUGUGGCAAAAGUGUGGUACCUGACAUGUGUGAUGCAGUUCCCACUGUAUGGCACCACCAUGUUCCAAGUGUCUUACCGGGGCUACUGGUCCUACGGCAACACGCUCAUCCUGGGUGUCAACUGUGAUGGCAUUGCUAUGAUCAAACCUGACGACAAAUUUAUUUUAUACGAAUACAGAUAUUGUGACAUAGAAUCUAUCUUCCUAGAUCCCAGCGACAACUUCAUCACCAUCAACCUUCUACGAACGUUACCAGAUGCUCACAAAUGUUUUGUCUUUGAGACAAAGGAGAAGCAAGAAAUUGGUUUCCUAAUUGCCAGUUACUCUCCCUUGCUAGCAUCUUGGAUCAAAGACAUGGACUCAAACAAGAAGGUGAAGCAGAUCACAGGUGAGGACCGUGCCAGGCUUUACUACCACCUGGUGCACAGCCGACGCCAGAUAAUUGACUCCAACAUGCUCAAGAAACCUGUGGAUCAGGGCGGGAACUUUAUUGUCAGCACACUGAGAAGAUUAAACAAGCAAAAACUAGACAAACUCCGCCAGGAUUAUGGGGAAAACUCAGAGACAUACAAGGGCUUCCACCACAUGUUCUGGGCCUUCUCCAAGACUCCCCUCACUCAGACCAUCAGCAAGAUCCCAUCACCUGAGGUAGAGCAGCAGGCACUCCAGAUAUCCCUUGCCAUACUGACUUAUGCUGGUCUCAACCCCAAUGGUAAGUCUGAGACGGCAGCAACGAGUGACGACCAGCAGCUGAACAUGGUGCAAGGAAUAGUAGAGCAGUGCAUGAAGAGAGAUAUUCUUCUCAAUGAAACCUACCUCCAGCUCAUCAAACAGACCACUGACCACCCAGAUCCAAAUUCAAGAGUCAACCUAAGACAUUGGUCCUUGUUGACACUGUUCUGCUCAGUUAUUCCCCCAACAGACAAAAAUGUGAGGAAGUACCUCCGUGCUCACCUUCAGCGGUGCUCCACUGAUUAUGUGUCUGAGGAGGGGAAGUACGCUCGUUAUGCUGAGAAGUGUCUGCUGAAAGCGCUCAACAACCGGCGCCGGCAGUGGACUCCCUCCAAGCAGGAGAUCCUGUGCACCAUCAACAGGCGGCCCAUCUAUGCACGCUUUCACUUCAUGGAUGGACAGUUCCACUCCCUCGAGUUUGACGCCUCAGCGACAGCAGGUGACGUCGUGGAGCUCAUCAGGCACAAGAUUGGCUUGAAGGACACCGCCAAAGGAUACGCCAUCUAUGAGAUGUUGGGAACCACUGAGCGAUGCAUCCCAAUGGAGGAAGUUUUAGCUGAUGUCAUGUCUCGAUGGGAGCGUUACCGACUGUCCUCUGCAGCCUCCUUGCACCAGCACCACCACAUCUUCCUCUUUAAGAAACACUUGCUGCUGGAGUCCUGGAUGGAUCUGACUGACAAUGUGGAAAAGGAGUUGCUCUACUUCCAGGUCCUAUACACUCUCAGGGCAGACAAGUUCCCUGUGAAACAAGUGGAGGCUGUGAUGCUUUGUGCACUAAGAGCCCAGAUAGAGCUUGGGAACUUCACUGGGGCAAAUAUGGACUAUGGGGAGGUGAUUGCCCACACCCUCUCCCCACGGCUCCUGAGCAGCGUGACACACGAGGCUGUAGCGAUGCACCACCAGAGUCUCUUCAACAUGGACUCACAGGAGGCUAAGCAGGCCUUCCUCAAUCUCAUCAAGUCGUGGCCCUUGCACCGUGCCACCAUUUUUGAUGUGACUCAAUCUUUUACCUCAAAUUGGCCCAAAGUACUCUGGUUGGCCAUUGAUGAAAAUGGCGUGCACCUUCUAGAACACCGUUCUCGUAAUGUCCUCUGCACUUAUGAGUAUGACUAUAUCCUCAACUACUCUGCCUCCAUCACCUCCCUCAUGAUCAUCACUGGCUCCACUCGCAAGCAGAGCAAGAUCAUCCUCAACACAACUCAGGCCUUCAUGAUUGCCACCUUAAUAAAAGAUUAUGCAGAAGUCUUGAGGGAUGCCAUUGGGAGCACCACAGUGACCAGUGGGCCUCCGUCAGGCUUGAUGGCUAUCCCGGUGGCGCAGGACGGGGCUCCACCUCCUGAGCCGCGCCGCUCUCGGCCCCCAAGCAUUAUGGCUCGGCCACCACCCACACUCACCGAGGAGGUUGUCACUCAGUAGGGCAGUGAGUGGCUGAGUGGCUCUCAAAGCAAAAGAAAUGUGAUCUGAUAACAAUUGUGCUGUGUUAUAUUUUGUAUUUUAUUUUCUGAUUAGCUCUUAGGAAAAUUUUAAUAAAUUUUUCAAUUCUUCAGGGAAGGGAAGGAAGGCAAGUGUCAGGGUAAAAUCAUACUAUCGAAAAAUUAUUGGGAAUGUGACAGUGCAGUAUUUGACAGGUUUUGCAUUUAUCUACCUUGCUACAUAUGUAUAAUGGUGUUCAGUAUACUCUGCACUGGACUGUAAUUACCUCCAGGAAUAUAAAUUAUAUUUAUCAGUAGAUACAGAGCGCAAAUGUUCUUUAGAUAUCCUACAUGAUAUGCUUAUUUUUCUGUAAUAAAUCUGCUUUUCAUUUCCAUCAUGUUACCCAGAAUCUAUUAUAAGUGUUUGUUGAGAGGUUCAUCACUAUAGUCUCCCCAUAGAAUAAGAGUCAGAGUGAGUCUGUAAGUGUUUGGCAGGAUGACCUUUGGUCACCUCCUGGGGCUGCUGCUGCUGUUGCUGUGAGAAGCUGGCAGUACUUGGCUCCUCACUUUUGCUCACUCACUUGCUCAAGAGCUUAACAUACAGGCCGGGGCUCGCCUUUGUUCUCUAAAGACAAUGGCUGAAGUCCCCUGUUAAAAAAGUGUUGUGCCAAGAAUUUGGCUCUAAUUAUUUCUGUGUUAAUAUUUUUUAUUAGAAAGCAAGUGCUUUUAAGGAUGAGUGUAAACCAUGAUGACAGAAUCUUUUCAUGACUUUAGUUAAGUUGAUAAGUGCUUAUUUUAUAUCAGUAUUUCUUAUGUUGUAUUGAUUCAUGUUCAUAGAAUUUUUAUUUUAAAAUUGUUUCUAAUUUAGUUUAUUCAUAAUUCCAUCAAAACACUGCCUUCAUCCUCAUGAUAUGUUUAUGUCAUGCUUAGUUGAUGCACUUUAAGUUUUGUAUGUAUUUUAACCAACAGUUUCAAACCUAAUUUUUAAAAUAUUCUUCUGGUGCUAACUAUUUGUUGAUUGUUCUUAAUGUGUGAUGCAAAAAUGGGUAUCUAAGUUUGGAGAGUUUGCAUGUCUUAAAAGUUUCUGUGGGCACUUAUAGCUAGACCUUUAGUAGUCUGGAGUAGAGAAGCAUUUGUACUGAUAUUUAUAACUUCAUAAAGACCUAUUGUGAAUGAAACUAGUGGCUAUCACCAUCAUUAUGAAUAGUCAGGAAAAAAAAGAGAAAGUGAUCAUCUCCCACCAUCAGGAGAGUAUGGUGGUGGUGGUGACGGUGGUGGUGGUGGAGGAGCCUGUAGCCAGCAGGAACCUAUCACAAGCUCUGCUGCUUGAGGGUGUGUGGAGCAGCAGGUGCUGAUCUAAUCAAUAUGUACAGGUAAUAAUGAGGGGAAAAGACAGAUACAAUCACCAUCUUGUUUAUGCUAGUCGUCUUGUACUUCCUCCUUCUGUUAAGGACAUUACUAGUUUAAGUGAUGAGAUUUUUUUCCCUUCUCUUUUUCUUCUUUCUCUUUUUCCUUUACUUAAAGAAUGUUUGAAAAGUUGAGUGCAUGUGUGUGUGUGUGUGUGUGUGUGUGCGCUCGUGCACACAUGUAUGUGUUUGUCUUUUAUCAUACUUACACUAAUUUUUUUUGUGUGUGUAUGUGCGUGUGAUGCUAAUGAUCAAAGAUUUUAUGUGUUUCUUCUCACCACAUACUAGUGUGUAUAUAAUGUAAAAAGUGACAAAAGGAUUAUUACUUAUAAAGAAUGGAUUGUAGACUAGGUUUGCCUUUAACUAAAAAGUAUUACAGGACAGGAAUCAUGUCCAACAUGUUAUUAUGUAAUUAUAGAUAUAUUUUUUGCUUUGUUAGUUUUUAUUCUCACAAACAAAUACAAAUGAACGCAAUCAACAGUUGUAUUCAGGGGCUACACUCACUUGUUUGCUUUGUACAUUUUUGUAACAACUAUUUUGGAAACAAUGAAUAUGUGAUCAUGCUUGGUCUAGAUUUGCUUUUAUUAUUAUUAUUAUUAUAUUAUUAUUAUUAUUAUUAUUAUUAUUAUUAUUAUUACUAUUACAGUGCUUUCAGUCCUACUCUCUCUAUACGUACAUGCAUGCUGAUAUAUUAAAUGCUCAACACUGAACUAAAUUAGGGUUAAGACACAAACAUUUUGAAAAUGUGAUAUUUGAGCAUUAAUGAUUUUUUCAUAUUCUUUUCUUUUUGUUGAUAAAAGUAAACAGUCAAAAGAAAAAGACAGUAAACUGAGAGUGAAAAUGAGAUAGUCCUUAAAAAUUACUAUUGCAUUUCCUUUUUCUUUAUCUUUCUUGAUAUGUAAAAACUGGAAGUUUAAGAAGAAAAGACAGUCAGCUGAGAAUGAAAGUGAAAGAAAUUAUGUGCUUUCUUUUCUUUUAUUUAUUUAUUUUUAUUUAUUUUUUUUUUUUCAAGAUACAAAAUAAAAAAAAAAUAUUGUUGUAAAUGUUUGAGAAGCCAAGACAGUCAGUUGAGGAUUUCCUUCACGUGACCUGCCUGUGUAGACUAACCAGUUUGUGUGUCUUCUUGAAUGGUUGCUGGUGACCCUGUGUGUGUGCUGGCCCUGUCUUGUAUCUGUCCUCACCAUGUGGUCUCUGUAGUGGCACAAAAGAAAGGAGUAAGUGGCUCAUUUUAAGCUAUACAUAUUCCAGAUUGUAAGAUUCGGUAUUUAUGUGCACACCACCAAAUACAAAAGAUCAGUUUGUGUUUAUAUAUAAAAAGAAAUUGUGAUACCUCAGCAUUUUAAGAAAUAUGUGUGCUGUUUGAAGCACAAAGAUGCAUUAUAGAUAUUAACAGUAUUUGAUUCUCAUGCCUUUUGUACUUAACAUUUUUACCAAAGACUCACCAGGUAUGUAAAUGUGUGUGUGUGUGUGUGUGUGUGUGUGUGUGUGUGUGUGUGUGUGUGUGUGUGUGUGUGUGUGUGUGUGUGUGUGUGUGUGUGUGUGUGUGUGUGUGUGUGUGUGUGUGUGUGUGUGUGUGUGUGUGUGUGUCUGGCCUGCCACAAACAUCUUGAUCUCCCCUGCGCUUCUCCAUGACUCGGUUGUGGUCUCUUCCUUGGCUCACUCGGCUUGACAGCGCUGGAAGAAAAUGAGGAGUUGUUUUAUGAUUUGUGUUCCAUGAAAGCAAUGUGUACUGUUGUAUUAUUCAUAGUGGUGGCAGAAGCAAAUGAGGAGUUGCUAUUGUAUUUUUGUUCUAUGGAGAAAAUCUAAACCAAACUUUUUAUUUAUGGUAAUGACAAAAGAAAAUGAAUUAUUAUUUGUGUUCCUUGAAGAAAAUGUGAAUGUACAGCAUCUUUUACUCAUGAUGGUGUCAAAAGAAAAUUAGGACUCAUGAUUAUGUUGUGUUUGUAAAGAAAAGUGCAUCAGUAUCUGAUAGUCAGUUUUCUACAAUUUACUGAUGGUAACAGGAUAAACAAGGAGUCACUUAUAUGUAUCACACAAAGAAAACAUGUAUGUACUAGUAUUGAAGGGUUUCUUCCUUUUUUCUUUAUUUCAGGUGUAUAUUAUGAGGAGAUGCAAUAAGAAGUGUCAUAAUAUAACAAUGGUAAUAAAGACAAUGUAGAGAAGUGGCCAAUGGAGCUGCUUGACUAAUUAUGUUAACUCUUAUUCCUUCAUUGCAAAAUGUUCAAUAUGUAUUCCUUGUGUUCAGACCUACUGACUCCUUCAUAGUGGUGUCCCAACAGUGAAGGAAAUGUUUAACUCUUCCCUGUGGGUCUAGAAAGUUUUGUACAAUCCAUGCAAUUCCAAGUUUAUUUCUGACUAUGUAAAAUGCAUACUGUAAUUUUUUCCAUGAGUUGUUUUGUAGUCUGAUGUGUUUGAGAAUUCUUCCAGUUAGGGUGAAAGCAAGGCACGGUGGAUUGGACAAAUGUGCUGCAAAAAAAAGUAUUGUUCAUUUCUGAUGUUGGUGUGAGACUUUUAAUUAGCUUUUAUAAAUAUUGUCAGUGAUAUGUCAAAUGUUAUUUCUACACAAAUAUAUAACAAUGAUGCUCUGUAA
Molecule: messenger RNA, 10839 nt
Organism: Portunus trituberculatus (swimming crab)
Lineage: Eukaryota; Metazoa; Arthropoda; Malacostraca; Decapoda; Portunidae
Gene: Myo81F
Product: unconventional myosin-X-like
Exons: 40
Coding region: 113-6847 (2244 amino acids)
Biological process (GO): signal transduction
Cellular component (GO): myosin complex; cytoskeleton
Molecular function (GO): ATP binding; protein binding; cytoskeletal motor activity
Source: RefSeq, a predicted model, not a curated record